AUGGAGGAAUUUGACCUUGUAGAUCAUGAGUGGUUUGCAUACAUGUUUAAGAUUAGGCAUAUUUGGAUCCCUGCAUAUUUCAAGGACUUGUUUAUGGGUGGGUUACUGCGUUCUAAUUCUAGGUCUGAAGUUGUAAAUAGUUUCUUUUGUAAUUUUAUAAACCCAUAUGUGACCUGUGUUGAAUUCUUUGCCCGUUAUGAAACUGCUCUUGAUGCUCAAAGGCAUGAACAGGAUGAGUUGAACAGGCUUAAUAAAUCUGAGCCUCAAUUGCUUACUCAUUUACACUUGGAAAAGCAUGUUGCUGUUGUUUACAGUUGUGCCAUCUUUUAUGAUUUUCAAGAAGAAUGCCAGGCAACCUGUUUCUCAUGUGGUCUUGAAAGUUGUAGUUCUCUAUAUGGAGAUGGUGUGGAGUUUUCUGUAAUUGUUGAUCAUGAGAAAAGGAAAAACUUUGAUGUAAAUUUUGACUUGGCCACAUAUGAGUGCAGUUGUACUUGUAAAAUGUUUGAGAGUCAAGGCAUCAUAUGUAGACACAUUCUGUUUAUUAUGAAAGGCAAGUCUAUACGUGAAAUUCCUGAUCUUUAUAUCAUGAAUCGUUGGAGAAAAGACAUUCUGAAGAAAGCUUCAGGCAUAAAUGCUGUCCUGGAUGAUGCUUCUAAGUAUGAUAAGAAGAAGCAAUUGGUGAGUGAUGUGUGGUCCAAGAUUUUCAGUUGUUUGAGUUUAUCUGAGCAAUCUGAGGAUGAUUUAUCUGGGCUUAUUAGGACAUUAUCUUCAUUUGAGGAGCAGAUGCUAACAAAGAAUAAUCCUGAAAAUGCAACUAGUUCAAAAGAGGUGAAAGAUGUUGAUAUUUAG
Chenopodium quinoa (quinoa) is the source of this 849-nucleotide messenger RNA. RefSeq names its product protein FAR1-RELATED SEQUENCE 5-like. Gene Ontology annotation, biological process: regulation of DNA-templated transcription. NCBI's taxonomy places the organism in Eukaryota, Viridiplantae, Streptophyta, Magnoliopsida, Caryophyllales, Amaranthaceae. The record is from RefSeq and is a predicted model, not a curated record. Bases 1 to 849 code for a protein of 282 amino acids. Gene Ontology annotation, molecular function: zinc ion binding. The transcript has a single exon.